AUGGGGCAGCUCGCUCGUCGAUACUAUCAGCUCAAGGUUGGGCACGCAGCAAUACCAACCUAUCUGAGCAAUUUUGCCCGAGGUGGUCGAGGCGGAAAGGUUAUCAAGGUCACCCGCCUGGAAGACAGCGAGGAGCCAGGAACGUUGCGUUAUGCGCUGAUGGCCCAACAGGUCCUCGGAUCGUGGUAUUUGAUUGACGGUUACGUGACUGUAGCCGGCCAAACCGCGCCAGGCAAGGUCUCCGGGGCGUUCGAUAAGAUCGUUAGGCAUGUUCGCGUCAGACCGGGAACCAGCUCGAAUGAGUCGAUCGAUGGCAUAGGCAUGGCAGGCUCAAGCUACUGCAUCCUCGAUCGCUAUUCCAUGGUGGGCUGUUCAAGUGCCGGAGUUACUUUGAAAGGAACCUAUACAUACCAUGGCUCGAAGACCAGGAAGCCAUGCCUGAUCGACAAUGAGGCCGACGCGGGUGGCCUUGGGCAUCUUCCAACCUCUACCCGGACGACGAGCUGGGACACCAAUGAUGACGGCAUCGUGGAUUGGUGGGACUGUUCCACUGAUGACGUAUACGGCAAUCGAAGGCUAUAUGAAUUUCAUGGCGGAGCCGCAUGUAUUUAUGUCUCCAGGAGGAUCGGUGAAUUACAAGUUGGCAAGCUUGGCAGGAGGGUUCUCGAAGCCCAACUUCGAGGUCUCCAGAGGGAAGCCGGGAUCUGUAUCGGUAGCAGACACGGUGGCAGUUACACAUCGGACAGCAAGGAAAAGGUGGGCUAUUCCACGGCGACUAUCUCUGAUGACGAGGGUAGUACGUGGGAGAGGUCGGUUAGAGUUGCCAUAUUUGACAGUGCCAAUUCAAUCAAAUGA
Messenger RNA from Aspergillus alliaceus, 855 nucleotides. RefSeq lists its product as uncharacterized. Bases 1 to 855 code for a protein of 284 amino acids. The transcript is spliced from 3 exons. NCBI's taxonomy places the organism in Eukaryota, Fungi, Ascomycota, Eurotiomycetes, Eurotiales, Aspergillaceae. The record is from RefSeq and is a predicted model, not a curated record.